AUGGCUCUUCCAGUACCCUCCUCUGGCCACUAUGGCUCUUCCAGUACCUCCUCUGGCCACUAUGGCUCUUCCAGUACCUCCUCUGGCCGCUAUGACUCUUCCAGUACCUCCUCUGGCCACUAUGGCUCUUCCAGUACCUCCUCUGGCCGCUAUGGCUAUUCCAGUACCUCCUCUGGCCGCUAUGGCUCUUCUAGUACCUCCUCUGGCCACUAUGGCUCUUCCAGUACCUCCUCUGGCCACUAUGGCUCUUCCAGUACCUUCUCUGGCCGCUAUGGCUCUUCCAGUACCUCCUCUGGCAUCUGUGUUCCUCCCAGUAUAGGCGUUUCCGCUCUCAGGGCCUUCCAGUACUCUCCUCUUGGCUCUACGGACCUUCCAGUACUCUCCUCUUGGCUCUACGGACCUUCCAGUACUCUCCUCUUGGCUCUACGGACCUUCCAGUACUCUCCUCUUGGCUCCACGGACCUUCCAGUACUCUCCUCUUGGCUCUACGGACCUUCCAGUACUCUCCUCUUGGCUCUGUAA
This is a messenger RNA of Procambarus clarkii (red swamp crayfish), 522 nucleotides long. The record is from RefSeq and is a predicted model, not a curated record. Lineage: Eukaryota; Metazoa; Arthropoda; Malacostraca; Decapoda; Cambaridae.